This is a messenger RNA of Vanrija pseudolonga, 3861 nucleotides long. RefSeq lists its product as uncharacterized. The record is from RefSeq and is a predicted model, not a curated record. NCBI's taxonomy places the organism in Eukaryota, Fungi, Basidiomycota, Tremellomycetes, Trichosporonales, Trichosporonaceae. The transcript has 17 exons. Bases 23 to 3850 code for a protein of 1275 amino acids.
CGACAGCACAAGAGCGCCCACCAUGCCCCCGGAACCUGGCGCACCGCAGCCGAUAGACAUGGCCGCGUCGUCGUCGUCGUCCCGGGCGCGGCAAGCUCGGCGGGACACCUCGGCAUCGCGCAGCCGCAGCGGAGCGCUCUCGACCUCGCCGCCGCUCUCGUCGCAUGGGAGCUUUGACGACCGCACGCCCACAGCGUCGUUUUCAAUCGCGAGCUGGGCGGGCGGAGUGGGUGCGGGCAGCAGCUCGAGAAGACCCGCACUGGGCCAUCGCGGCUCGGACGCGUCCCUGCCCCGCGGGAACAGCGUCGCGGGCUCCCUCCCGACCUCGGCCUUCAUGGGCCCCCGGAGACAGGCCCAAGGCCCCAGCGUUGACCCGCAGAACGACUACCUCGCCAACUGGGAGACACUGAACGACCUGAUUGUCAACCCCGGUGACAGCGAGGUAUCGCCCAGCCCGGUGCGCGGAGGAAAGGCGUGGGGCGACACGCCGAGCCAGCGCAGCCUGCGGUCGAUGAUAACGCCCACGCGGUCCGCGUUCGGCCGCCCCAUCCCCGGCGUGCAGGAGGAUGAUGAGGCCGAGGAGCGGGCCGAGUCGUCGUUCUCGGCCGUGCUGUCCACCUCGCCGAAUCCGAUGGGCGAAGAGUUCCCAAGCUUCGGCGUGGCCGGAGACCUUAUCGGCGAAGAUCGAGUGGCGACACCGACUCCACAGCGGCCGACGCCGACAGCGGCGCCACCGCGCACUCCUCCGCCCCCGCCGCCGACGACGGCACCCAGCCCCAGUGUGGUGAAAGACGCUCCACCAUCAAAGAAGCAAGCCUCCCCGCUAUGGCCUCCGCAGCCCUGGGUCGUGGCGAUAUUCAAGUGCGGCCUCGCGUACUUCCUCGCGUCGCUGUUCACGUUCGUGCCCCAGCUGUCGGCGCUGCUGUCGAUGCAGUCCGAGACGGACGUGCACGGGCGGGUACGCCGCGUGCCGGCGUACUCUGCACACAUGGUCGCCACGAUCGUCGUCUACUUCAACCCCGCACGUACCAAGGGUGGCAUGAUUCUCUCGACACGCUACUGUAUCAUUCUGGCCGGCCUCGCGGCCAUCGUGUCACUCAUCUCGUUUGGCAUCAUCAGACUAUUCGACCACUGGUCCCCGUCCAACGGCACCCAGUGGGACUGGAUCAGUGAGAUGGGCGACUGGGCAGUUUGUAUCUUGUGUAUCGGUGGUGCUAUGGGUGGCUUGGCAUGGGCAAAGGUCUGGGUCGGGAACCCGGCCUUCAACACUGGCUGCUCCAUGGCCGCCGUGACGCUCUUCACCGUCAUCGUCAAGGAAGGUGGCAUGACCAAGCUCGAGGAGGUGCUCUUCAUCGUCAUCAUCGGAGCGACUAUCACGAACCUAGUCUCCUUCCUCGUCUUCCCCGUGUCUGCCACUUCCCGCCUGCAAAACUCAAUCUCCAAAUCCCUCAAGUCUUUCUCCACCCUGCUGGAUCUCCUCACCUCAUGCUUCCUUCUCGAGAAGACGGUCCUGCGCGAGAAUCGCAUGACGCUCGCCGAGGCAGUCAAGUCGCACGGUGCAGCGUUUAAAUCCCUCAAGGCUGAUCUCAGCGAGGCGAAGCAUGAGCGCAUCAUCGACCCACGCGUGCGCGGCCGCAAGCUCGAGCUCUACGACGCCGCCCUCGGCAGCAUGGCCCGCCUUGCCCAGCAUCUUGCCGGCAUGCGCAGCAGCACGCGCAUGCAGGAGGCCCUUAUCAGAGCCAGCCUCGACGGAAGGAUCGUCCUCGACCAGGCGGAGAAGGACCAGUCGUACAUGGCGCCGUCGGUCGUGGACGACGUCAAUGAUGUCCAGCACGACCAGUUUGAGAACCCGGUCGAGGUGAAGCAAAGCAUCGCGCUGUUCCUCGAGCUGCAGCACAUCACAGGUGAUGAUAUGGACAACCUUGUCACACGGUGUGACGAAGCCCUUGACGCGAUCGAGGACGUCACGUACCCCGAAGCGCAGUCUACAGUUGAUGCCAAUCUCACCGAGAUCCGCACAUCCCUCGCAACUGCCCUGCAGAAUUUCUCGCGUGCGUCCAGCAGAGCCAUCAAGCGGGUGUAUGCUGGCCCGCGUCGCCGGCGCGGUAUCUUGCCCGGCAAGAAUGGAGAGAGCAGCAGCAGUAGCGACGAGGAGGGGAGCGGCGGUGACAAGGCCGUGGAUGAUCAUUCGACUGGUCCGAACGAGGUCAUCUUCCUGGUCUAUUUCUUUCUCUUUACACUCGAGGAGUUUGCGCGCGAGCUGCUCUUCCUUCUAGACACCGUCUACGAGAUUGUCAACGAGCCGCAGCUCACUGCUAUCGACCAAAUCCGGUCCAUCCUUGCCCCUUGGCAACGGCCCCGCCGACGAUCCAACUACCUGUACAAGCAGCUUCAACGUGUCGUGCCCAUCGACCCGAGCAAGCUCCAACCGCCCCUGUUUCCCCGCACACAGCGAGACAAGACGGGAACGCUGCUCACGCCUGGAAACGAGGGCCUCUCGCGCCGAGCAAAGAUCUCCCAGUGGUUCUGGAAGCUCGGCUCGCGUAUCCGCGAGCCUGACCUGCAGUACGCCAUCAAGACUGGUGUCGCGGGCGCCAUGCUCGCUGCGCCGGCUUACAUCGAGAGGACGAGACCCAUCUUCUUAGAGUACCGCGGAGAAUGGGCUCUGAUCGCUUUCUUCGCGACCAUGAGUCCUACGGUCGGGCAGACAAACUUCUUGUCGUUCUUCCGAAUCGUUGGCACACUCCUCGGCGGUGCUGUUGCCGUUCUCGCGUGCACACUAUUCCCAGAAGACCCGGUCAGCCUGCCCAUCUUCGGGUACCUCUUCUCCCUGCCCUGCUUCUACAUCAUCACCCAGAUGCCCGACUACGCCCAGGCUGGACGGUUCAUCCUCCUGACUUAUAACCUCACCUGCCUCUACGCCUACAACCUGCGCGAGAGCACAAAAGACCUGUCGCCGCUCGAGAUUGCCGUCCGCCGCUCAACCAGCGUCAUCACCGGCGUGAUCUGGGCCGGGAUCGUAUCGCGCUACUGGUGGCCAUACACCGCCCGACGCGAGCUUCGCAUGGGCCUCGGCGACUUCUGCCUCGACCUGUCAUACCUCUACUCCAAACUUGUGACGGCGUACACGCGCGGCGUGGAGCAUGAAGUGCACGUCGCACCCUCGGCAAGCGGCGAGACCACGCCUCUGCUUCCGAUCGGAGUCGCGCGGCACCACCUCAGCCCCGCAGUGCUUCAGUUCAUGUCCAUGGAACUCCACCUCCAGAGCCAACUGGCGACUCUCCGCGGUCUGCUGUCGCACGCAAAGAACGAACCCCGUAUCAAGGGUCCGUUUGCGUUCGACUUCUACCAGGAGGUGCUGCUCAGCUGCGAGCGCAUGCUUGACAAGCUGCACAGCAUGCGCUGCGUUACGACGCGACACGACUGGGAUAACAGUAUCCGCGAGGCCUUCGUGCUGCCUGUCAACAACCUCCAGCGCGAGAUGGCGGGGAACGUUAUCCUCUACUUCUACACCCUCUCGGCCGGCUUCCGCCUCCGUAUCCCCAUGCCGCCGUACCUCCCCCCAGCAGAGAACGCACGCGACCGCCUGGUCGAGGCGAUCCGCAACCUCGACGAGGUGAAGCAGCGCAGCGUGCGCGGUGGCGGGCGGCACCUCCUCUUCUUCGCGUACGCACUCGCGAUGCAAGAGGUCAUCGCGGAGCUCGACUACCUCGGUGGCCUGCUCCAGGACGCGUUUGGCGUCAUCUCUCAGAGCACGGUGCGCGACUUUGAGGAGCUAUUCGUAGGCGGUGGUGGCGGCCAGGAGGAGUACGGCGCAAUGGGCACGUCGCAGAUCAACAUAGAUGUGUAGCAAUUUACGAU